Messenger RNA from Rubroshorea leprosula, 2532 nucleotides. Lineage: Eukaryota; Viridiplantae; Streptophyta; Magnoliopsida; Malvales; Dipterocarpaceae. The record is from the annotation of a GenBank genome assembly.
CACUUUCAGGUAAAAUGGUUUCCUUAAGAGAACUUACAGAGCUACGAGGUAACUAGGGCCGAGAAGAAGAAGGGGAGGGGGUUAUAUUUGUGGAGCCUAUCACGAUGAUAGUGCCGCCGGCGUUGCAGGAUUUGCCAGAAACAAUGACGCCUGAGAGCAGCGCCAGUUCGAGCGCUAGGGACAACGGUGGCGACCACCCUACUGCAUCGUCUAGCAGCUCGUCCUCAGAGGAGACACCCAGCCACGGGGAAGGGACGGGGGAUGUGGUUAGUCAUGUCUCAGAUCGGCCUGUAAUUGGAGAGUGGGAAAGCAGGACAAUCACGGGCAGGUUGAGCAAUCUGCGAAAGGCGCCCAAGGACCUGCCCGCUGGAUUUAGGUUCAGGGCCGCGCUUAAUCAUGAAGUAGCAGACUGUGCGCCCUCAAUAAGUGGGUAUAGGAAACUGGAGGAGAUGGUGAGGGCGCACCACGUCCCCAGAACGAUCUUGCUCCGGACUGGCGCCAUGAGUGAGAGGGCGUGCACGGUGUCGCAAACGGGUUGGAUACCAGUGUACGUGGAUCAUUUUGAGGCCGGCCUGCGAUUCCCCCUGCCUGGGUUGAUAUUCGACCUGCUAGCAGAGUACAAGCUAGCUUUAACGCAACUGACACCCAACAGCAUAAGGUUCAUCAUAGGCUUUAUGCUGUUGUGUGCGAGGUUGGAGGUCCCGGCAAAGGCGAUUGUGUUCAGGUCGCUGUUCCAGUGCCGGCUAUGUCCCAACUCCAGAGGGGCGAGGUGGUAUUACCUCUCAGGAAGAGAGAAGAGCCAGCUGUUCAAGAAUGUAAGGAACAAAGUGGCGAGGUGGAAGAGGCAGUUUAUCUUCCCACUGCCUCGGGGCACGGAUAUAAAGAACCAGCUACUAGAAUAUGCGAGGAGGGAAGAUUUGAUAGAUCUAGAGGCCCUGGUUACCUCGGAGCAGCUCGCCGUGUUCAGGUUUGUCGACGUGACAAACCUGUUCAGCGAAGGGGAAAUGAGCAGCAUUCUCGAACGCCAACGUCAGCGAGCCCAAGGCUCACGAGGUCGCGGGGCGGGCAGCACCUCGCAAAGACAGACGCCAUUUGACGAGCGGCCGCCCCCAGUGCCACAAUCACGCAGCUCGUCACACCGCAGAUCGAGCUCGGCGUCCCGGCCACGUAACGACCAGCGGGCUAAGACUGCGGCCCCCAGUGCAUGCAGGCGCGCACGUGAGGAGACAGAGAGUGAAGAUGACGUCCCCCUCAUCCGACGCAGAACGAGCGGGGGGACUCAGCCUGCGCAGGCGUCUCAAAUGGCGGCUGCGCGCUCGUCGAACGCACCCUCUGCCACGCCCGAGUGCCAGCCCGCCAUGGUGCAAGGCAUGCAAAGCUUUAUGCCUCCCUCGGAUCGGCAGCGAGCAAGAGCUUUCGUGCAGCAGCAUGGCGGGCAGGUCGCCAUGGUCAAGCUGAUGGACGCGUUCAGCUACACGAUAGCGCUGUUUGAGAGCGAGCAGGGGGCUCGCUCUCAGAAUAAUGAGCUCAGCGCCAAUUGCAAGCAGUUGGCCGCAGAGAAAGCCAGCCUUGUGGACGAUGUGAAUCCUUUGCAAGGCUCUGAAAUGGCCAAUCAAGCUGCUGCUGUAGAGAGUCGUGCGGACGAGCUUGCCAACAAAAACAACGAGCUCAGAGAGGAGCUGGAGCGAGCCCGCGCAGAAAAAGAGAGCGGGAUCCAGGCAGCAAAGGAGGAGGCCGCCCGGGUUGAGGAACAGGCCAAGAAGGCUGAGGCCGAUAAGGACCGCACUCAGCGCGAGCUGAGCUCCCUUAGGCACCAGGUCGCCGAGGCCGACAGGAACCUCAAUGCUGCUGAGGAGGCCCUGAAUGAGCUGAAGACUUCUCACGGGCGCUCAGUAGGCAUCGCCCGAGCUGAAGGGGUAGAAUGGUUCAUGGGCUCGGCUGCAUUCCAAGACGCCGUGGCGGUGGCGUCUGCAAACAUGACCACGGAGAUCUACAACGAAAUCCGUGGGAAGGUGCUGCAACAUCGCCCGAACUUCCCGAUUGGCGAGCUGGCAUUCUUCGACGGUGAGGAUUUGGACGAGCAGGGGAAGAGCCUUGCACCCCUUGCCGACGCGACGGUGCAGUUGAGGUGGGAUCUCAACGAGGAGGGGGUACCUGUCUGGCCUCCUUCGAUCCUAGAGGAAGGGGAGGAUCUAGCGGGUCUGCCCACCUUCGACGCCUGGGUGGAAGAGGUUCCUGUGGCUGAGCAGGAGCCAUCAAGCACUCCACCAAACUCUCAGCCCGCCAUGGUGCCGGUGAGGUCACCCGUCAUUGCACCAGCUCCAGAGCCCGCUGCCCGCUCGCCUCUAGCUCGCUCCUCUUCGCCAGCGGCUGACGUGUCCAUGCCCGUCGAUUUGACGAAUGACUAGACUUAGGACUUUUUUGUUUUGAUCUUUUGUAUUUUGUUUCUGCAUUUUUGUAUUUGAUCAAUGGAUCCUAUCAUAUGUACCUCUAAUGUAAACAUCUUUGAUGAAAUACAAAUAUGCACUUUCC